AUGGCGAAUGUAGCUGUGACCUUUACAGUGGAAUGCUCCUGCACAGAACAUGGUGAAGAGGUUUAUGUCGUGGGAUCUCACAAGAAGCUGGGCGCAUGGGAUCCCCUUGAGGCUGUGCGGUGUACGACCACUGCUGAAAACUUUCCGCGGUGGACAUCGAGCCCUGUGUCUCUGACAAAUGGAAGCAGGAUCGAGUUCAAGACGGUGAUCCGUGGCCCCGGGGGCAAGAAAUGGGAGCACGGUCAGAACCGGCUCUUGCAGCUCUCAGUGCCUUCGCAUGAGGCUCGGACAAAUGUGGCAUUCACAUGGGGCCAGCCAGGAGUCAAUGAAGAGGACGAUCGGGUCAGUGAAAUGACGGGCGGCUUCCGGCGCGCGACCUCUGGUGGCUCCGAGAAGAGUGGCCCUUUGACUCGGAUGAUGGAAAGCGGAUCCUCGAUGAGUCGUCGUGGCAGUCGUCAUUUGUGCAAGACUCGGAAUGGCAUGGUGAACGAGGAGAUGACCAGGACUCCGAGCUUGCUGUUGGUGGAUUUCCGUGAGUUUCAAGAAGCUGCCGUGGAGCACGAGAAGGAGUUGGAUGACAUCGAAGAGCGUGCCAAAUUGAACAGGCUGCAGAGGAAGAUGAAAAGCACUCAGCUCAUCGAGCGCAUGGCGAAGAUCACCGACACCGUGGACCCCUCAAGGACUGUUCUCCUACAAGGCUUCAACUGGGAGAGCUGGAGAGCCGGUGGAGGAGAUUUCUACAAUGCAGUCGGGCGCAAGGUACAGCUGUUUCAUGAGAUGGGCUUCACAGAUCUCUGGCUUCCACCCUGCUCACAAUCGGUGGCUCCUCAGGGUUAUCUGCCGUCACAGCUCUUCAACUUGGAUGGCUCCAAGUAUGGCACCCAACAAGCCUUGGAAGACCUGUUGGAGAAGUGCCACAAGAACGGGAUCCGCUGUAUGGCUGACAUCGUGAUCAAUCACAGGUGUGGCGAUCGUCAAGAUGGUGAGGGGCGAUGGAAUCAAUUCUCGAGCGGGAUGCAAUCCAGGCCCAGCUUUGCCGGCGUGGCAGACUGGGGUGGCUGGGCCGUCACCUUGGGGGACCAAUACUCCGACGGAAGUGGAAUGCAUGGCCCUGGCCAUAGUGACGGUCGUUUCGAUGCUGCUCCAGAUAUCGACCAUCGACACCCCAAGGUGCAGGAAUGCAUCAGCAUUUGGUUGCGAUGGCUUCGUUUGCAGGUUGGCUUCGAUGGGUGGCGCUUUGACUUCGUCAAGGGGUAUGGCCCGGAGUUUGUCGGAAAGUACUGCGACAAGAGCCAUCCUGCCUGGGCGGUUGGUGAGCUCUGGACAGACAUGAACUAUGACCUCCACGGCCUUUGCUACAAUCAAGAUAAGCAUCGGCAGACCUUGGUCGACUGGGUGAACGCGACUGGCAAGAAAUCAACCGCCUUUGACUUUACCACGAAAGGAGUUCUUCAAGAAGCCUGCAGAUUGACCCAGUUCUGGAGGCUCCGGGACAAAGACGGCAAGCCUCCCGGGCUCAUCGGGUGGCUCCCGCAAUAUGCGGUCACUUUCAUCGACAACCACGACACCGGAAGCACUCAGCGCCAUUGGCCUUUCCCGGAUGACAAGGUCCUGAUUGGCUAUGCAUACAUCCUGACGCACCCAGGAGUUUGGAGUGAAGUUUGUGAUGGCUCAGGGGGGGAUUGGGCUGUGGAACUCCUGCUUUCAUUUCUGAGAGAAGCUAUUUGCAACACCUCUCUAAACCAGAUCAUCAUCCGUGCCAAUCUGUGCGAAACGUCUCGCACAGCCAUUCCGGUGGACGCGCCCGUGAACAUCCAAUGCGCCGACGACACCCUCUACCUGGCGGAGAUCGGCAAUCCCCCAAGCUUGCGGGUGGCCCUUGGCCCGAACUACUGGACCAAUGGGCCCUCCGGGCAUGGCUACCGGGUUUGGGUGAAACGAACGGGCUCUACGCAGAAGUACAGCUCGCUGAAUGCCUCGCCGGAGGCGACGCCUCUGGGCUCUCCACGCAGGAAGAAGGAAGGUGCGGUCGGUCUUGGUCCAGAGAUGUUGACAGCUGAGACUUUGAAGAUCAUGGAUGUGCCUCAGCUUCAGAAUCUCAAGGAACGUUUGCAGGCCUUGCUGAACGCCACGGACGCAGCAUUGGCACAUCGAAGGGCCAACGGGUCUCGCUAG
Messenger RNA from Durusdinium trenchii, 2175 nucleotides. NCBI's taxonomy places the organism in Eukaryota, Dinophyceae, Suessiales, Symbiodiniaceae. The record is from the annotation of a GenBank genome assembly.